This is a messenger RNA of Suricata suricatta (meerkat), 3231 nucleotides long. RefSeq names its product Rho guanine nucleotide exchange factor 4 (gene ARHGEF4). NCBI's taxonomy places the organism in Eukaryota, Metazoa, Chordata, Mammalia, Carnivora, Herpestidae. The record is from RefSeq and is a predicted model, not a curated record. Gene Ontology annotation, biological process: intracellular signal transduction. Gene Ontology annotation, molecular function: protein binding; guanyl-nucleotide exchange factor activity. The transcript has 11 exons. The coding region runs from base 748 to 2199 and encodes 483 amino acids.
CCCGCUCCCGCCCUGCCGCGGCGGGAUCUCCGGGCCACUCGGGGCUGGGAGGCCGGGGCCAUGGCCAGGUCCCCGCAGUCCCGGCGACGACCCGCGGCGCCCGGGAGUGCCCUGCGCGCCUUGCUACGCUGCAACCUGCCCCCUGGCGCCCAGCGCGUGGUGGUCUUCGCCGUUCUGGCGUUCCUGGUCCUCAUCAACGUCGUGCUGAUCUUCCUGCUGGCCUUCCGUUGACCGCUGGGGCAGGGCGCCGCGGGGGAUCGCGCAGGGGCCAAGAAUGAACCUACAACCCUUGCCCCUCAGCCUACUGGACUUGAAUCUGGGCGUCUGUGCAGCUGUACCUUGGACAGAGGGCUUCAGGAAGGAUCUCUGCCCACAAACCCAUCUAGGUGGGCCCUGGUGGCCUCUGGACUGUCCUGGAGGUGGAGUGCAUCUCUGACCUCUUGGAGCUGCAUUUUAUCUUGGUGCCAAAGUGCCUCCCAUUUGUUCAUCUAUAGAGGAGCUUUGUGGUGCAGGGAGAGCACAUUGUCACCAUGGGCAUCGAUGGGGACCACACCACAAGGAGAUGAAGGAAUUUGCUCAAGGCUGUGAGUCUCAAGUACCUCCUGUGUGCAGCAGGGUACUAGGGCAAUAAAAUAAAGGUGACCAGCACCACCAUCACUACCACCACCAAGGACUUCUGGAUGACUGAACAAGCUCAUCAGUGAUGGCAGUGUGGUCUGUGCUGAAGCACUCUGGGACCAUGUCACCAUGGAUGACCAAGAACUGGGCUUCAAAGCUGGGGAUGUCAUCGAAGUAAUGGAUGCCACCAACAGAGAGUGGUGGUGGGGUCGUGUUGCUGAUGGCCAGGGCUGGUUUCCAGCCAGCUUUGUGCGGCUGCGGGUGAACCAGGACGAGCCCACCGACGAGGAGGCGUUGAGGGCCGGCGACGGCGGGACCGAGGAUGCAGGUGCUGAGGCUCAGAGCAGCAAGGACCAGAUGCGGACCAACGUCAUCAACGAGAUCCUCAGCACCGAGCGAGACUACAUCAAGCACCUGCGUGACAUCUGCGAGGGCUACAUCAGGCAGUGUCGCAGACGUGCGGACAUGUUCAGCGAGGAGCAGCUGCGCACCAUCUUUGGGAACAUCGAGGACAUCUACCGGUGCCAGAAGACGUUCGUGAAGGCGCUGGAGCAGAGGUUCAACCGGGAGCGCCCCCACCUGAGCGAGCUGGGCGCCUGCUUCCUGGAGCACCAAGCAGACUUCCAGAUCUACUCGGAAUACUGCAACAACCACCCCAAUGCCUGUGUGGAGCUCUCCAGGCUUACCAAGCUCAGCAAGUAUGUGUACUUCUUUGAAGCCUGCCGGUUACUGCAGAAAAUGAUAGACAUCUCCCUGGAUGGGUUCUUGCUGACGCCAGUGCAGAAGAUCUGCAAGUACCCUCUGCAGCUGGCCGAGCUGCUCAAGUACACAUCCCCGCAGCACAGGGACUUCAAGGAUGUGGAAGCAGCCUUACAUGCCAUGAAGAAUGUGGCCCAGCUCAUCAAUGAACGGAAAAGGAGGCUUGAAAACAUUGACAAGAUUGCCCAGUGGCAGAGCUCCAUAGAGGAUUGGGAGGGAGAAGAUCUCCUGGUCAGGAGCUCAGAACUCAUCUACUCGGGGGAGCUGACUCGUGUUACACAACCACAAGCCAAGAGCCAGCAGAGGAUGUUUUUUCUCUUUGACCACCAGCUCAUCUACUGCAAGAAGGACCUUCUCCGCCGGGAUGUGCUGUACUAUAAGGGCCGAGUGGACAUGGAUGGCCUGGAGGUGGUGGACCUGGAGGAUGGGAAAGACAGAGACCUCCAUGUGAGUGUCAAGAAUGCCUUCCGUCUGCUCUGCGGCACCACGGGAGAGAGUCACCUGCUGUGUGCCAAGAAGCCUGAGCAAAAACAACGCUGGCUCAAGGCCUUCGCCAGGGAGAGGGAGCAGGUUCGGCUGGAUCAGGAGACAGGCUUCUCCAUCACCGAGCUGCAGAGGAAGCAGGCCAUGCUGAAUGCCAGCAAGCAGCAGGCAACUGGGAAGCCCAAAGCCCUCAGCCGCCCCUACUACCUGGCACGCCAGAAGCACCCAGCACUGCCUGCCAGCCUGCCCCAGCAACAGGUCUUGGUACUGGGGGAGCCCAAGCGGAAGCCAUCUACCUUCUGGCACAGCAUUAGCCGGCUGGCACCGUUCCGCAAGUGAGCCAGCUCCCCACCUGACAGCACUGUAUGGACCUGGCCCUCCAGUGGGCCUCCAGUUUUUUCUCCCUGAGGCCCAUGGUAUGUGGCCUCCUCUGCCUGUCAUGCACACUGGAAGUUACGGGCUAAGUGAGGGAGCUGCUUGGUGCCCCAUUCUUCGUUACUUCCCCACACUGGUGCAUUGAAGACACCAACUGGAGGGGCAGGGGCUCACAGUGGUGAUCCUCCUGCCACCCUCUGGACCUCUGGGGCCUCCUGGGAGCCACAGCUGAGAGCCACCGACCAGGCCAACACACAUGCCAAGACUGGCCACUCUGGACCCUCUUCUCUGGACGACUUAUCAUCCUUCCUCCUGUUGCUUCUGGGCAGACUCUGCCUCCAGCCCCUGCAAAGGUGGGCUGUGUGCCCUGAUGCCUCCGAUUGUCCUUCAGGCCCCUGGUCCCCAGGUGGUGGUGCCAGGCAACUUGCAUCCCUGGAGGGUGGAAACCAGAAUUCUGUGCACAAAAAUGUCCAGCCCAGAGCCCACCUCUCUUGCCUCCCAGCCCCUCCUAGACACUCCUGGCUGUGGACACCCUCUUCACUCGUGAUGUGUUUAUAAUGGAAAGAAAACAAAAUCAUACUUCUGUCAGGGUUGUGAGCAGUCCACAUAGUUGUGGGAUGACUCCAGAGCCUGCCCCUGGUUUGUCUGGAUUUGCUGUUUUUCUAACAAUGGGGAAAAGUAAUUGUUAUUAGUGACACAGAAAGGUUGCCUUACCCUAAGUGAGUGGGAGAAGCCAUAAGGACUGAAUUCUGGGGCCCAGCACCUAGGACUGACCCACUAACCCAGAGUCUGGUGGGCAUGCGAGUUAGAGGGAAGCCUAUGUCCUACCGGGAAUGGUCACAAGUACAGCCAGGACCUGGCUUGUGGGUGCAGAACGCUGAGCUGCCUCUCUGGCCUAAGGGAAUUCAGCAGCAUGUACAGUCAGUCACUGUUGCACUAUACUUUCUCCAAGCCAGAAGCCACAUUUAAUUUCAUAAAGAAACUUGUAAAAAAUAA